UCGGGUGUGAGUGUCAACUGAGAACUUACACUGUUGCAGUUAACCUUCAAAGACAGCAGCACAUUGACACUGGGGUUAGUGGGAGCUUGGAAGACGUUACCCCGAUAAUCUACAUCCUUCAGGACCCAUCAUCUAAAAUCAGAAUGGAAGCUCGAGGUGAAAAAACUCACACCUGUGGGACAAUUUGUCUGAAAUAUCUACUUUUUCUUUUCAAUAUUCUUUUCUGGCUGGCAGGAGGAGCUGUACUGGCUGUGGGAGUGUGGACUCUGGUGGAAAAGAGCGACUACAUCAGUUUACUGAACUCCAGCUUUUACUCAGCCUCAGCUUACAUCCUGAUAGCUGCUGGGGUCAUUGUGAUAAUGACUGGGAUAAUCGGAUGCUGUGCCACUCUGAAGGAGAUGAAGAGUCUUUUGAUUGUGUAUUUAAUCUUGUUGCUCUGUAUUUUCCUGCUGGAAAUCAUUGCUGGUGUGCUGGCCUACAUAAACUACCAAGAGUGUUUCCCUUUCUGCUACCAGCUGGAUGACGAGCUCAGACAGAACCUGAAGGUGACCAUGCAGCAGAAAUACCAGCAGCCGGGGGAGGAGAGCGUCACGCAGGCUGUGGACAAGCUUCAGCAGGAGUUUAAGUGUUGUGGCAGUAACAAUUUCUCAGACUGGAGAGACAGUGUGUGGAUCCAGGCUGCAGAUAAUACACGGCUCGUUCCUGAUAGCUGCUGUAAAACUCCCAGUGAUCUCUGCGGCCACAGGGACCAUCCCUCCAACAUCUACAAAGUGGAGGGAGGCUGCAUCCUGAAAUUAGAGGAUUUCAUCCUGAGUCAGUUGUAUAUUCUCGGUGCAGUGAGCAUUGGGAUUGCAUUUCUCCAGCUAGUGGGAAUGAUGUUUACUUGCUGCCUGUAUCAAAACUUGAAAGAAGAUCCAUACUGAUUUCUUAAAAAUCACUUAAUGUCUCACAUCGUGAACUGUAAAAUGUUUGAUUAAAAAUUUCAACACCCCAAAUUAUUUGCACAGCUCUGGAUGCUGUGAAGUUAUCACUUCAAGUUAUGACAUGAAGUUUUUCAGAAUACAAACACUAGAGAUACUCUGAUGCUGCUGGACAGCACUGUUCUCUUUCUGCUAAUUCUAAUGCAUGCUUUCAGCAUUUCCAGUUUAUUUUAACGCUAAUGGUGUGUGGAUGAACUGAAAGUUUUUUUUUCAUUUUAGUUUAAAUUUCAAAGUAUUUUAUGUUGCAAACAGUGUUGGUCUUAUUGUUUAUUUUUUAUGUAUUUCACAUUGUUUACCAAAGUCAUAAUUUAAAAAAUCAACAGUAAAAAAAUCAUCGUUUGUUUGUUGGAAUGCAAAUAAAAAUACUUGCCACUCAU
Toxotes jaculatrix (banded archerfish) is the source of this 1357-nucleotide messenger RNA. It is a transcript of the gene cd151, whose product is annotated as CD151 molecule. Gene Ontology annotation, cellular component: membrane. NCBI's taxonomy places the organism in Eukaryota, Metazoa, Chordata, Actinopteri, Toxotidae. The record is from RefSeq and is a predicted model, not a curated record. Bases 144 to 923 code for a protein of 259 amino acids. The transcript has 9 exons.